AUGAUAAGAAGUCCUGCAUAUCUUGUCUUUUAUCCUGAUUCCAAUAAGGUUGAACGAGUAAGGUGUGUGAAAUUUUUCAAUGAGAGCAACCAUGAAUCUAAGGUUAAUCCUGACGAACAGGAAGGGGAAUUUCUGCCCAGUAAAGUGUCUGUACCUAUUGCCAAUGAGAGUGUAAUAUCAACACAAGGGGAUGAAAGUGCAAAUGGCAUUGAAACUGUGCAUGAUGAAGUACGGUACCCUAGUCGAACUCGUACUAAGCCAACAUAUUUGAAUGAAUAUGUAACUGGUAAGGUUGUUGAUGAUGCAGCAACAUGUGCAGUUGAUUAUUGCUAUAGAACCCAUGACAUUCCAACUAGCUAUUCCCAAGCAGUACAUUCUCCUGAAAGAAAUAAAUGGGAAAAAGCCAUGGAUGAUGAAAUUGAGGCCUUAGAGGGCAAUGAAACUUUCGAGUUGGUCCCACCCCCAAAGGGCUGUGAGGUAGUGGGAGUAAAAUGGGUGUAUACCGUUAAGACAGGACCAGAUAAGGCUGAAUAA
This is a messenger RNA of Paramuricea clavata, 534 nucleotides long. The record is from the annotation of a GenBank genome assembly. NCBI's taxonomy places the organism in Eukaryota, Metazoa, Cnidaria, Anthozoa, Malacalcyonacea, Plexauridae.